Molecule: messenger RNA, 1863 nt
Organism: Pteronotus mesoamericanus
Lineage: Eukaryota; Metazoa; Chordata; Mammalia; Chiroptera; Mormoopidae
Gene: IGFBP3
Product: insulin like growth factor binding protein 3
Exons: 5
Coding region: 131-1021 (296 amino acids)
Biological process (GO): regulation of insulin-like growth factor receptor signaling pathway
Cellular component (GO): extracellular region
Molecular function (GO): insulin-like growth factor I binding; fibronectin binding; insulin-like growth factor II binding
Source: RefSeq, a predicted model, not a curated record
GGCGGGGCGGUGUUUAGGACAGACCGCCGCCUGCUCCGCUCCCUGCUCCGCUCCAGCCUCGUGCCGCACGCUCCCACCCCGUCCGCCUGAGCCCGGGCCGGCUGAGCAGCGGACCCCUGCAGUAGUCACCAUGCAGCUGCUGCGCCCCGCGGUCUUGGCCGCGACGCUGACGGCGCUGGCGCUGCUCGGAGGGCCGCCCGCGGCGCAGGCGGGUGCAGGCAACGUGGGCUCCGGCCCCGUGGUGCGCUGCGAGCCUUGCGACGCUCGCGCGCUGGCCCAGUGCGCGCCCCCGCCGACCUCGGCAGAGUGCGCCGAGCUGGUGCGGGAGCCGGGCUGCGGCUGCUGUCUGACGUGCGCUCUGCGGGAGGGCCAGCCGUGCGGUGUCUACACCGAGCGCUGCGGAGCCGGCCUCCGCUGCCACCCGCAGCCCGGCGAGCCGCGUCCGCUGCUGGCGCUGCUGGACGGCCGCGGGGUCUGCACCAACGCCAGCGCCACAGGCCGCCUGAGCGCCUACCUACUACCCGCGCCAGGUGAGCCACCUGUGCCAGGAAACGGCAGUGAGUCAGAGGAAGACCACGGCACCGGAGCUGCGGGCAGCCCGGCGCUCCCCGGCACACACCGGGCCCCCGACCCCAAGUUCCACACCGGCCACACCAAGAUGGACGUCAUCCGGAAAGGGCACGCCAAAGACAGCCAGCGCUACAAGGUCGACUACGAGGCCCAGAACACAGAUACCCAGAACUUCUCCUCCGAGUCCAAGCGGGAGACAGAAUACGGGCCCUGCCGCCGGGAGAUGGAAGACACGCUGAAGCACCUCAAGUUCCUGAACAUGCUGAGCCCCAGGGGCGUCCACAUCCCCAACUGCGACAAGAAGGGCUUCUACAAGAAGAAGCAGUGCCGCCCGUCCAAAGGCAGGAAGCGCGGCUUCUGCUGGUGCGUGGACAAGUACGGGCAGCCCCUCCCGGGCUACGGCGUGAAGGGCAAAGGGGACGUGCAGUGUGACAGCGUGGAGAGCAAGUGACGUGGCCGCCUCGCGUGGGGCGCGAACGCGCCCGUUCUGCACAAGAGACCUGCCAAGGACACAGUCCGCAGCGGCCACAGCCUCGGCUUGUAUUUCUUUCUGUGGUGAAUCCAUGUUUAUUUUUUUUUAAUCAAAGUUUAGAAGGAGUUGUCUGAUGUGCCCGGGGUUCCACAUGGUGACCUUGAGUGGCUCCCCACUUUCUGGCCGCCCAUGGAGCCGUGUGGAUUUUCUCGUUGCUUCCUUUGAAACCGCUUACAAACGCAAGCCCAGCACGGUGGGGCCUCCGGCCGCGCUGGCCGCCCCCCACCCCACACCUCAGCACCCUGCCGCCGAAGCAGCGCGCACCGUGUCCGGCCCGUGACCGCAGCCCCUCACUCGGGCGUCCUCAGAGCCGGACACACCCUCGGGGAGCGAGGUCCUGCUUGGGGAAGAGGGGGGAUGAGGUGGCGCCUUCCUUAUUGUUUAAAAAUGACCAAGAAUGUUCUCAGGAACCGGGGCCCCUGUAGAGGUGGGUACAUCAGGCAGAUUCCUGAGGACAUGGCCUUUGCUGGUGGCCCCGCAGGGCAGGGGAUGGGGGGGCAGGGACAAGCCCCGCCCCUUGGCUUUCGGAGGUACCCAAACAGUGGCACGGUGCUUCAGAGGGCCGCAGAAAGUGUGUCCCGCUCAAAGAUGCAAGACCAAGGUUAUUUUCCAGGAUAAGCUCCUUGAAGGCAAAGGAGGCGUAUGUUCGGCCCCUUGGCCGGCCUUGGCGCGUGGAACCAACACCGAGGGUGAUUUUAUCCGGCCGGGAGGGGCGGCCAGGGCCAGGGGGCCUCAGAUGAGAGCCCGCCCGGGAGCAGGUG